AUGUCUAGAUCUUCGGAUUCGUGUCCAUCACGAACACUCGCACGUCCAGCUUCUGCUGAGCAGCCCAUAAAGCCUUUAAUCCUUCUCUGCGAUGGCACUUGGUGUGGUCGCGAAGCAAACACUAAAACCAAUAUUUACAAGCUUGCUCGACUGAUCGGCAUCGAAGAUCCUAACGACACUGACCAGGAUAUUAUUCCUGGUAGAGCUUGCUACAUUCACGGCGUCGGCCUCGGGAGCACAUUUUUGGAUUAUAUCUUUGAUGGCAUCACUGCACAAGACAUCGCCGCUCAGUGCAUUGCAGCCUACAAGUUCACCGUCUGGAACUACACGUACCCCGACCACGAGAUCUGGAUGUUCGGCCUCUCCCGGGGUGCAUACCUAGCGAGAAGUGUAGCUGGGAUGAUCAACAACUGUGGAAUCAUCAAACCAUCUAUCAGAUUUACCGCUCACCCUAUCGUAUCGAUAAACCACACUCGCCCCAGUCAGAACAGUUUAGGAGGACCAAAAGCUGGCCCCUCGUCGGCGAUGAAAACCCGGACGACCCGACAGCCCCAGUUGACAUCGCCCAUAAAAUUUAUGGGCCUCUUUGAUACAGUCGGCAGCCUGGGAUUGCCAAACUUUUCCGGGGGUGUUGGUCUAGAUUGGACAGCGUUUUAUGAUCAAAACAUUUCCACCGCGGUCGAGAAUGUUUACCAUGCUGUAUCCCUUCACGACAGGCUAUAUGCGUUCCAACCCUGUCUGGUGAGCCGGAACGAGGAGAUGCACAUUGGCACUUGGGAUAAGCUUGGUGUUACCAAACAAGAGUGGCUCCCUGGGGUGCAUUACGACCUUGGUCGGCAGCGGUUCAGAUUUCUGAGAGAAUUCGGUGGCGGCAGGUUAGAAGAACUCCUUGUGAGGUGGAAAUUCGCUAGCAAAGUUAUUGAGCCGAACAAGGUUCUUUCAAAUUUUGCUUUGCGAUGGAUGCUCAUAGCAAUUUGCGAGCACAAUCCCCCUGGACAUGACCAGAUUAUACGGGACAUUGACCAGCAUAUCGCGCGAGUUAGCGGGAAGAUUAGGGCUCCAGGUAGGACUCCCCGACGUAUGGGUGACGGGGACGUUUAUGGCCACAUACUUGACUAUGCGCCCUUCGGGUCAAUAUUUUUGAAUCUUUAUAGGGCAAUUAAUGGGACAAGAGGACGGGUUUCUCAGCUAUAUCAGCUUUUCUUUGCACUGCGAGAUCGUCUUAUCCCGGAGGACAACGCUAACAUCUAUGAUUUUCAAAAUAUCGAUGUACAGAUUUCGGAAAACGAGACGCUCCAAGAAUUAGGAGAUGUCACUGAGAGGAGAUAUCCGUCGAGGGCAUACCAGGGCUGGAUAUUGCGUCGGAAUAUGUAG
Molecule: messenger RNA, 1374 nt
Organism: Penicillium daleae
Lineage: Eukaryota; Fungi; Ascomycota; Eurotiomycetes; Eurotiales; Aspergillaceae
Product: T6SS phospholipase effector Tle1-like catalytic domain-containing protein
Exons: 3
Coding region: 1-1374 (457 amino acids)
Source: RefSeq, a predicted model, not a curated record